AGCGUCGCACAACGGUUCCGUUGAAACCCGCGUCUAGCAGCGCCGUGCAGGACUCCACGGUUCCACCGAUCGUCGUCUGGGACAUCGCGUCUUCGUCUAUCCCUUCGGUAUCUGCGCCAUUCCGAUUCCUUGGCCUCGGUUUUCGCCUCGGUUUCCUGGCCGCUGGCCGAGUUUCGUGCGCGUUGCCGUUGUCAUAUCGACACCACCGUGGACCCGGUUGUCCCCUGGUUCCCCCGUUUGCAUGGACUCGUCGAGCGCAACAGGAACGCGACAAAGUGAGAGUGCGAUGGAUUAUGGACGUCUCCGGAGGAUCUCCAGACGGUACUACGGAUCGGUGAUACCAAGUAUCCUUCGUACGAAGGACACGGUUCGUUAUCGGUUGGACUGUCCGUUGGAGCAAUGAACCGGUGGAUCGGGUGGAUCGAUCGUUAGUGUAUUUUCAUUCGACAGACUGUUCAGCGGGGAAGAUGGAAAAGAAGCUAGAGAAUGUUCGUGGUAGUCCGUUAUGAGCAGGGCUGAACAGUGUCCGUCGGAAAGAGACUGGAGAACCUAGUGCUCGGGGAGUACGAGUAAUAACGGACACGCGUGUAACCGUCUCGAAGUUUCUGUCAAAGUGCAUGCUGCGAGCUGAUUUACGAAGCUAUGUAACUAAGAUGUCAGAGGUAUCUGAACGAUUCAACGUCGGUUAAUGAUCGGGCAGGUAUCCUGCUCGAAGAUGACGGUUACUCCAGGCAACAUCGAACGGACGGAAUCCGUUAGGUAGGUGCCCCAAGCAUCUCGAAUCGACAAGUAGAUUAAAACACGAACAAGCAGACAACCUCGAGAGUUCACAGCCGUCAACAUGACAAGGUUAAAGUCGAACGAGGCCUAACCUCUUCGAGCUAGAGUCGUCGGGUGAACUUUCGCCAGGAGAAGACAGAGAAGCGACAAAAAGAUGUCAAACACUCCACCGACGUCGUCCAUCGGUUUAGACUCGUCCGAUCUCCACGAGAUCAGGCAGAAUCACCUGACGACCCGGUUAGAGCCCGAGGACCCGGAGAAACGGGAGCAGACACGAGGAAACGACGGCAACGAGCCCGACAGCGAUUGCGAAAGCGACACCAGCGAGGUGUUGAGCGUCGGUAGCGAACCGACGCCCACGAGCGUCGUUGGAAUCCGCGGCUGUGGCUCAGUCAGGUAUGACCAGGAAUCGGCGAGCAGUCGCUGUGACUUUCGUGACGAGGAGAACACCAGGAUAUCGGCGACGCCAUCGCCUUCCAGCUCGACGAGCUGCAACGACGCGUUUUAUCAGCGUGCGGCUAACCAUGUCUCAGCGCCGAGUCCACCGGCGUACAGUCAACCACCCUCGUCGCCCACGGCGUCCUCGGUCCGGUCACCGGCUUCCUCUUCGGCCACCGCCUCGUCCCCGGGUCGUCCGGAAGCUAUUCAAGACGUCAUAGUGCCCAGGUACCAGACCAGUCAUCCGCAGCACUUGUUACCCCGAUACUCGUCCAGAGAGCCCGAAAUCUCUGACUACCCGACGAGAGUUCAGCACGCUCUCGGUCAUGAAAUCGUGUAUCCCACGGUGGAGAGGUUGCACCGGACCCCGAUCAGCGUCCCCCUGGUGACCAGACUGUCCCUGUCGCCACCGACGGCCAUGACGGUCACCGGGCUGCAAGCGACAACCCCUGUUCUCCACCCGACAGCCUGCAGAGAUCCUCGGGAAACCGCCUCGUUGAUGCCUCACCCUGGACAACAUCUGCACCACGUCAACAGUCACGUGCAUCUGCAUCAGACCUCCCAGGUGCAACACAUACCCGCGAACUCGGUGCACCAGCAUCGUUUGUCCGUUAGCAAGAUACUACAAAGGGAGCCUGGUAGCCCUGCUUCUCCCGUAGGAAGAGAAGAGAAUGGGAGGACUAUGCCAGCCGCCAACGGGGUGCAAAAUAACGGCAUCAACAACAGCAACCAUCACAAUAAUCACAACAACAACAAUAAUAACAAUCUGCAACAUCAGGCUGGUCUGAAGUUCAGUAUAGAUAAUAUUCUGAAGGCAGACUUCGGCAGAAGGAUCACGGAUCCUAUUUCCUUGAAGAAGUCCAGACCUAAGAAGGUUACUUCGAGACCCAUCGAUCUGACGAAAGACUUCCUGGAAUCGUCUUCCGAAACUUCGGAGAAGAGCAGUUCGGAGACGACCUCCACGACUAACGCGUCGCCUGGAGCAGUGCCGACCGGGAACCCUGCCUCCAACGCGUCUGGACCACCUGUCACCGAUCCUGGAAAGCAGUUACCCUGGCCUGCCUGGGUUUACUGCACCAGGUACUCGGAUCGGCCUUCUUCUGGUGAGUUUCAACCACCCUCGUCGCCCACGGCGUCCUCGGUCCGGUCACCGGCUUCCUCUUCGGCCACCGCCUCGUCCCCGGGUCGUCCGGAAGCUAUUCAAGACGUCAUAGUGCCCAGGUACCAGACCAGUCAUCCGCAGCACUUGUUACCCCGAUACUCGUCCAGAGAGCCCGAAAUCUCUGACUACCCGACGAGAGUUCAGCACGCUCUCGGUCAUGAAAUCGUGUAUCCCACGGUGGAGAGGUUGCACCGGACCCCGAUCAGCGUCCCCCUGGUGACCAGACUGUCCCUGUCGCCACCGACGGCCAUGACGGUCACCGGGCUGCAAGCGACAACCCCUGUUCUCCACCCGACAGCCUGCAGAGAUCCUCGGGAAACCGCCUCGUUGAUGCCUCACCCUGGACAACAUCUGCACCACGUCAACAGUCACGUGCAUCUGCAUCAGACCUCCCAGGUGCAACACAUACCCGCGAACUCGGUGCACCAGCAUCGUUUGUCCGUUAGCAAGAUACUACAAAGGGAGCCUGGUAGCCCUGCUUCUCCCGUAGGAAGAGAAGAGAAUGGGAGGACUAUGCCAGCCGCCAACGGGGUGCAAAAUAACGGCAUCAACAACAGCAACCAUCACAAUAAUCACAACAACAACAAUAAUAACAAUCUGCAACAUCAGGCUGGUCUGAAGUUCAGUAUAGAUAAUAUUCUGAAGGCAGACUUCGGCAGAAGGAUCACGGAUCCUAUUUCCUUGAAGAAGUCCAGACCUAAGAAGGUUACUUCGAGACCCAUCGAUCUGACGAAAGACUUCCUGGAAUCGUCUUCCGAAACUUCGGAGAAGAGCAGUUCGGAGACGACCUCCACGACUAACGCGUCGCCUGGAGCAGUGCCGACCGGGAACCCUGCCUCCAACGCGUCUGGACCACCUGUCACCGAUCCUGGAAAGCAGUUACCCUGGCCUGCCUGGGUUUACUGCACCAGGUACUCGGAUCGGCCUUCUUCUGGACGAAGUCCCCGCACGAGGAGGGUGAAGAGGUCCGACAAUCGAGGCAGCACCGGCACCCCCGAAGAAAAGCGUCCCAGAACAGCAUUCAGCGGCGAACAACUAGCAAGGUUGAAGCGAGAGUUCGCCGAGAAUCGAUAUUUAACCGAAAGAAGAAGACAACAGCUCUCGAGGGAUCUAGGUCUGAACGAGGCGCAGAUCAAGAUCUGGUUCCAGAACAAGAGGGCGAAAAUCAAGAAAGCUAGCGGACAGAAGAACCCGCUCGCCCUUCAGUUGAUGGCGCAGGGUCUUUACAAUCAUUCGACGGUACCAUUGACGAAGGAGGAAGAGGAACAGGCGGCCGAACUUCAAGCGAAAUGAUGACAGUCGCUGGGAUCACCUUCGAUUCAGUAACGAAGUCGUUUUCUUUGGGGGUUUCGGGAUAGAGGGAGGAACUUUUCGACUGGGACAUUUUUAUAGAAAGUUCAUUUUGAGAGGAACAAUUUUUUGUCGGUCACGUUGAUUGCUGAUGUGAAGAGUUUUGGUGAGAUACAUUUUUAGUCCAGGUCUUAUUUUUUCUUAUGAAAGAAUACGUCUUUGGUUGGUCACAUUCUUUGCUGAAGAAAUGAACAUUUUUAGUGAAACACACUGAGUCUAGGUCUUAUUUUUUCUUAUAGAAGAAUACAUUUUUAAUCGACCACAGUCAUUAUUGAAAAAAUUAAUAUUUUUGGUGAGACACACUUUGAGUCCAGGUCUUAUUGUUUCUUACAAAAGAAUACAUUUUUAAUCGACCACAUUCAUUAUUGAAAAUAUUAAUAUUUUUAGUGAGACACACUUUGAGUCCUGGCCUUACUUUUUCUUACAAAAGAAUUAUAUUUGUAGUCAGUCAUGUUGAUUGCUGAAGAUAUGAAUACUUUUAGUGAGACACACUUUGAGUCCAGACCUUAUUUUUUCUUACAAAAGAAUUACAUUUUAAAUCAGUCACAUUGAUUGCUGAACAAAUGAAUAUUUUUAGUGAGACACUUCGUGUCCAGAUCUUACUUUUUUUCUUAUAAAAUUAUUCUUCUAUAUUUCUCACUCGAAUCUAAACAUUAAAAUAUUCAUUUAAAUACAUACAGUACACAACUACAAUGAUGAAGUAUGAUUUCAGGUGUUAAGAAGUUGACUCAUAACUGAUUUAAUAUUUCAUACCCAUAAAAAUGAAGGCAAACCAAACUUUGUGAUAACGUAGACAAACUUUCUGACUGACUUAACAACGAACAUUUGAUUAAUGGAUAGACUAUGUAUACAGGUGAAUAGCAGUCAACGUGUUCCUUGAUAUUUGCACUUCUGCUCAAACGAUUUCCAAAGUAGUAAAAUUUGAAAAUCGUCGGAAGUCACUCGCGUAAUAAAAAUUGAAAGACUGGUAUAUAUAUCCGUAAAAGUAUUGGACUUUCAACGACGAUACGUCGUAACAGAGCUUCCCCGUUCUAUCCGGAUCGAAGAAAUUCGCAGGCGGAAGAGAGUUGUUUAAAAGUGGAAAAGCUCGUGAGUUACCGGAGCCGCGAAACGCGAAUGAUAGCGAUCGUGCACGCGGCGAUCGCAACACGAUAACUAUCAUUCCACGGCGUCGUUUAUGAGGAAAGACUUGUUUGUUAGCACGCGCGUUCCUAGCGAUGAAUAAUCUCGUAUUUAAACGAGGAAAAGAAGGAAAGAACCGUUUCGAUCGUGCGUCACGAUAACAGCGUGAUAAUUCGAGUCAGGACGAAAUGGGUUUUGUACAGUGCCAUUUGUACAGUUUUCUUGCGAUCGUUAGAAUCGAAUAUCAGUCGUUCUCUGAAGGAACCAGUAUUCAGAACAGAGAGAAAGAAAGAGUGAAACUUCACCAAGAACGUGUGAGAGAGAGAAUGAGAGAAAGAAUGAGAUGCUAGUUCUGUUUCGUUAAUUUAUUGUAAAAAUGUAAGAUAUCAAUUGCUAUGUGCAAUAGAACCUAUACAUGUACGAAGAGAAAUAGAAACCUAUGUAUAGGUAUAUAUAUAUGAAUAUAAAGAUAAAUCGUCGUGUAAAUAAAGCGCAACUUUAGCGAGAACGUCGUCUCGAUAGACUGUUUAAAAGUAACUUAGUUAUUUAUUUACCUAUGCUAAUAAGGAAGGCUCGAUAUCGAGCACUCCGUAAAUUGUAAGAAUUAUUUAAAAAUCGAAAUUAAA
Messenger RNA from Megachile rotundata (alfalfa leafcutting bee), 5478 nucleotides. RefSeq lists its product as uncharacterized. Gene Ontology annotation, cellular component: nucleus. Gene Ontology annotation, molecular function: RNA polymerase II cis-regulatory region sequence-specific DNA binding; DNA-binding transcription factor activity, RNA polymerase II-specific. NCBI's taxonomy places the organism in Eukaryota, Metazoa, Arthropoda, Insecta, Hymenoptera, Megachilidae. Gene Ontology annotation, biological process: multicellular organism development; regulation of transcription by RNA polymerase II; neuron differentiation. The record is from RefSeq and is a predicted model, not a curated record.